AUGUUCGCCUUAUCCCGCUUUCAUUUGUCUAAGCUUUCUGUAAGAGCUAACACAAACUCUCCCCAAAUUCUUAGAGCAAUGAGCAGUAAGUUCGGAGAAACCGCACCUUCUCCUCCAAAACUCCCUCAAAAAGAUCAGGAGGAGUUCGAGGCGCUCCAAAAAAUCGCAAACUCCCAGGCAGCCAUUGAUGAAUAUAACCGUCAGAUUGCUACCGAUGGAUUUGCAUCGGAGCCCACCGACUCGGCUCCAGUGGUGACUGCCACGGAUAUUGGAACACACGCAAAGUAUUUGAAGACGAUUCCGGAGUUUGAGGGCGACGUGAACCCGGAAACUGGUGAGGUGGGCGGACCUAAGCAGAACCCCUUGAGACACAAUGAUUGGUCAUAUAAUGGACGUGUGACUGAUUUCUAA
This is a messenger RNA of Australozyma saopauloensis, 411 nucleotides long. RefSeq lists its product as uncharacterized. Gene Ontology annotation, biological process: mitochondrial respiratory chain complex II assembly. The transcript has a single exon. The record is from RefSeq and is a predicted model, not a curated record. Gene Ontology annotation, cellular component: mitochondrion. Bases 1 to 411 code for a protein of 136 amino acids. NCBI's taxonomy places the organism in Eukaryota, Fungi, Ascomycota, Pichiomycetes, Serinales, Metschnikowiaceae.